Messenger RNA from Solanum tuberosum (potato), 477 nucleotides. Its product is annotated as protein DOWNSTREAM OF FLC-like. The transcript is spliced from 2 exons. NCBI's taxonomy places the organism in Eukaryota, Viridiplantae, Streptophyta, Magnoliopsida, Solanales, Solanaceae. Bases 1 to 477 code for a protein of 158 amino acids. The record is from RefSeq and is a predicted model, not a curated record.
AUGGCAAGAUUGGUGGCAUUUUUCGCUAUUUGUUUGCUCUCUACAUCAAUUGCUUCUGCCAGCAAUCCUUUACUUGUCGAGGGAAAAGUUUACUGUGAUACUUGCCGCUGCGGUUUUGAGACCCCUGCCACCACGUACCUCCCCGACGCAAAGGUUAAAAUUGAGUGCAAGAGCAGGAUCACGGAAGAACCCACCUACACUGUUGAAGGUGUGACUAACUCUCAAGGAGAAUACAGUAUCUUGGUUAAAAGUGACCGUGGUGACGAUGUGUGCGAUGUCGUCCUGAUUAAGAGCCCCGAUCCCACCUGUGCCAAGCCCAGCGCCGGUCGUGAUCGUUCCCGUGUCACUCUCACCCGCAACAAUGGCAUGAUUUCCGACGUCUAUUUUGCCAACGCGAUGGGUUUCAUCCGUGAUGAGCCUCUUGCUAGCUGCGAUGAGAUCCUUCGUCAAUACCAAGUGCCGGAUGAACAAGUUUAA